This is a messenger RNA of Verticillium alfalfae VaMs.102, 882 nucleotides long. RefSeq names its product endo-1,4-beta-xylanase C. The record is from RefSeq and is a predicted model, not a curated record. Lineage: Eukaryota; Fungi; Ascomycota; Sordariomycetes; Glomerellales; Plectosphaerellaceae. The transcript is spliced from 4 exons. Gene Ontology annotation, molecular function: hydrolase activity, hydrolyzing O-glycosyl compounds. Bases 1 to 882 code for a protein of 293 amino acids. Gene Ontology annotation, biological process: carbohydrate metabolic process.
AUGCACUUCUCCCUCCUCACUCUUGGUCUUGCUGGCCUCGCGGCUGCCAAGCCCAAGUGCACCGGCCUCAAUGCGGCCAUUCGUGCCCAAGGCAAAGAGCACAACGCAAUCCUGGAAAGCGACCUCGAGAUCGGCGCCGUCACCCCCGAGAAUGCUCUCAAGUGGGCCUACACCGAGCCUGCGCGCGGGGCCUUCGAGUGGGCUGAUGCCGACCGCCACGUCAACUGGGCCGUCGAGCACGGCAAGGACCUGAGAUGCCACGCCCUUGUGUGGCACAGCCAGCUCGCCCCUUGGGUCUCCGAGGGCGGCUUCGACAAUGCCACCCUCAUCCAGAUCAUGGAGGAUCACAUCAACGGCGUCGCUGGCCGUUACAAGGGCAAGUGCACCCACUGGGACGUGGUCAACGAAGCCCUCGAAGAAGACGGCUCGUAUCGAGGCCUACAUCCCCAUCGCUUUGCCCUUGCCGCCAAGGCCGACCCUCACGCUCGUCUUGGUACAACGACUUACAACCUCGAGGCCACCUGGUCGUUGAGGAGACUCCCACUCAAUCUGUGCCCACUCCAGACCAGGACACCCUGGAAGGUGCUCUCCGACAGUUCACCGACCUCGAGGUGGAUGUCGAGUACACUGAAAUUGACAUCCCGCAUGAAUACCCCCGCCACGCCCGCCAAGCUCGAGGAGCAGGCUCGCCAAUACGAGCGCGUCCUCGCCUCUUGCAUGUCCAACGACCGGUGUAUCGGUGUUACCCUCUGGGGCAUCUCGGACAAGUACUCUUGGAUCCCUUAUACCUUUGACGGUGAAGGUGCGGCGCUUGCCUGGGACGAUGAGUACAACAAGAAGCCUGCCUACAAGGGUAUUCUUCGGGGUAUCGCUUCUGCGUGA